CAUAAUGUUACACAUAUUUGUGUUGUUUAAUAUCAUUUCAUUUUUGGAUGCACAAACAUGCUCCACAACAUAGAUUACAUGUGAAUCUAUUACAGAUAGCACUUUAUGUUAUGAAACAAAAGAUUCCAAUAUUAAUCAAAUUUGUGAAUGGAAUACAAAUAAAUGUGAAAAAGCAAUACUUAACAAUCUGCCAUGUUCAAAAUAUACAAAUGAGUAUACUUGUUUUUACAGAUCAUAUGGUUGUAGAUGGGAUGGAACUAAUUCAACAGGUUAUGAUACUGAAGAGAUGAAAAACAAUGUAAAUGGAAAAUGUGUAGAUUAAAAGUAUUUAGAAUUAUAAAUAUAUAAUUUAGAUGCCAAGAUUUCACAUCUGAACAUGAUUGUUCAUCCUUUGGUCAAAUAUCAUGUGAUUGGUAGGAUGAUAGUUGUGUUUAAGUUACAAAAUGUCAAGAUUUCUAAACUGUAAAAGGUUGUAGAAAUACCAAAUUUAAGGAAAAGUUAUUUAAUUAUAUUAUUAUUAGAUGUGUACCUAUUGUAAAUGGAGAAGUAUUAUCACUUGGAUAAAAAUCAACUACCAUAUUUGAUUCUUUUGAAUGUGUAGUUUAAUAAUGUAAACAUAAAUCAAAUGAAUAUGAAUGUACAUUUGUUAAUGGAGUCUAAUGUAUUUGGGGAACUACGUAUUAAAUUAAUUUUAUUUAAGAGGAUGUGCUGUUUGUGCUUCAUUUAAUACAUAUGAAGCAUGUGUAUAAAAUAAAGGAUUAUGUUUAUGGAAUUAAAAUCAAUGUUAAAAUAUUGAGUAAUUCAAAUCUAUAUUUAUACUAGAUGUUAACAAUACAAAAGUCCUAAUUUAUGUAAAUUAAAAACAGAAUAAUGUGAAUGGAAUAGAUUAAAAAUGAGAUGCCAACUUAAUUCUACCUAAGCAAAUCAACAUUGCUAUUCAGAAUACUUAGAUUAAUAAAACUAAGGAUUGGUAAUCUAAAUAAUUUUAAUUAUUUCCUUUAUUUUUAUUGGAUGA
Paramecium primaurelia is the source of this 1015-nucleotide messenger RNA. NCBI's taxonomy places the organism in Eukaryota, Ciliophora, Oligohymenophorea, Peniculida, Parameciidae. The record is from the annotation of a GenBank genome assembly.